Messenger RNA from Syngnathoides biaculeatus (alligator pipefish), 1581 nucleotides. It is a transcript of the gene prdm14, whose product is annotated as PR domain containing 14. Gene Ontology annotation, molecular function: protein binding; RNA polymerase II transcription regulatory region sequence-specific DNA binding. Gene Ontology annotation, biological process: regulation of transcription by RNA polymerase II. The record is from RefSeq and is a predicted model, not a curated record. NCBI's taxonomy places the organism in Eukaryota, Metazoa, Chordata, Actinopteri, Syngnathiformes, Syngnathidae. Gene Ontology annotation, cellular component: nucleus. The coding region runs from base 1 to 1581 and encodes 526 amino acids. The transcript is spliced from 7 exons.
AUGCUGCUCACCCUGUCCAGCCUCCCGCCGGCGCCCAAGGACGGGAGCCUCCAGGCGGACAUGCUCAGGACAAGUCCCCCCCGGAGCGUCUUCCCCGGCCCUCAUCAGCACCAUCACCCGUACAUGGACCUCUUCGCCCGGACUCGCGGCCUCCUUCAGCCUCUCAAGUCCACCUCCGCGCUGAUGCUCAACACUUACCUCCAUCCCCGACAGCAGCACAUGCCAGCCGGCCCGCCGCUGGCUUACCUCGGCCACCUCGCGCCCGGACACCCGCUGCGCUCCUCCAAACCGGAGGACCCGGAGCACGCCGUUGGCCCGCUCUCCCUUCCGGACUUGAGUGUCUGCAGUCCGGCCGGCAUGCACGACAGCGGGAGGUCUGCCUCACCGGCCAAGCUGUCGCUCCGGAACCGCGCCCCGUCCCCGGAGAAGCGAGGCCGCUUCAACUUCAGCGAGGACGACUUGUUCGCCGUCUUGUACGGAUACUCUGCGGGCUCCGAACGAGGCGCGGGCGGAGGAGGCCACGCGAUAUCCGGCGUGAACCUGCCCGACAAACCAGAUUGCAAGAUCAUCCCACUGGACGUGGAUGCACUGGACCUUCCUGAGGGUCUGAGCGUCGUGCAGGCGUGCUGGGGCAGCGUGUCCCGCUGCGGCGUGUUCACCGACGCCAAGAGCAGCGUCCCCAAGGGCACCCGCUUCGGACCCUUCCUGGGCAAGCUGGUCAACACCAGCGAGAUGAAAACCUACGACGACAACACCCUCAUGUGGGAGGUGUUCGAGAACGGCCGCCUGAGCCACUUCGUGGACGGGCGGGGCGGCUCGGGCAACUGGAUGUCGCUGGUCAAGUGCGCCCGCUUCGCCGACGAGCAGAACCUGGCGGCGGUGCAGGUCAAGGGUCAGAUCUUCUACGAGGCCUGCAAGGAGAUCAGAGCCGAGCAGGAGCUCCUGGUGUGGUACGGGGACGGCUACGUGCAGUUUCUGGGCAUCCCGCUCGCCCUCAGGGGUCACGACGAGGUGAACGACACCCCGCCGGCCGCCGAAGACGCCGGCGAAGGCUUCAAGUGCGACCGGUGCGGCAAGGUGUUCGCCUACAAGUAUUACCGGGACAAGCACCUGAAGUACACGCGCUGCGUGGACCGGGGGGACCGCAAGUUCCCCUGCCACCUGUGCAGCCGCUCCUUCGAGAAGAGGGACCGCCUGCGAAUACACAUCCUGCACGUGCAUGAGAAGCACCGGCCACACAAGUGCACAGUUUGUGGAAAGAGUUUUUCUCAGUCGUCCAGCCUCAACAAACACAUGCGAGUCCACUCGGGAGAGCGUCCCUACAAGUGCGUCUACUGCAACAAGGCCUUCACGGCUUCCAGCAUUCUGCGCACGCACAUCCGCCAGCACUCGGGCGAGCGUCCGUUCAAGUGCAAGCACUGCGGCAAGGCCUUCGCCUCCCACGCGGCGCACGACAGCCACGUGCGGCGGACGCACGCCCGCGACAAGCCGUACCCCUGCGACCUGUGCGGCGCCUCCUUCCAGGAGGAGCACGAACUCCAGCGCCACGCCAAAAGCCAUAAAUGUAAGCAAUUAAAAUGA